Messenger RNA from Quercus robur (English oak), 1203 nucleotides. Its product is annotated as zinc finger protein ZAT4-like. Lineage: Eukaryota; Viridiplantae; Streptophyta; Magnoliopsida; Fagales; Fagaceae. The coding region runs from base 1 to 1203 and encodes 400 amino acids. The transcript has a single exon. The record is from RefSeq and is a predicted model, not a curated record. Gene Ontology annotation, molecular function: DNA-binding transcription factor activity.
AUGGAGAAUUAUAACCAUGAUAGGUUUGAAUGGAACGAUGAGCUGUCAGAAGAGAACAAUGGACUGCAAAUCAUCUUGUUCCCUGAUGAACCUGAGCCCAUACAAGUAGAACAAAGCUUUAUUGGAUUGCCUAUACAACAACAAAGUUUUGGGAAACAUAUAUGUAACUUCUGUCAACGAAAGUUCUCUUGCGGUCAGGCUCUGGGUGGUCACAAGCGAAUUCAUUCAACCAAGCUCCAGUCAAAGAAGUUCAAAUAUAAGGUUGAUCGUGCACCUUCUUCUUCAGAAAAAAGCGACACAAUCGAAACUGACAUUGUGAAUAGGGAUAUUGGCAAAUUCCAAUGUUGUUUAUGUUUCAAAGACUUCAAGUCUAGGAAAUCAUUGUCUGGUCACAUGAAGUACCAUCCAAAUAGGAAUUGGAGAGGAAUUCGGCCUCCUCAACCUGAACUUGCAGUAACAUCUCCGAUACUUAUGCUGCCUGAGCAAGAUAAGGAUGAUUUCUUCAGAUGGACCAAGACCGCUAAGAGAGGCCGAGGAAAUCUUGUUGAUUCAGGUCGCGAUCUUGAUCCAGUUAUUGUAGCAGCUGAUGGUCUAAUAAGUUUAGCUCAAGACAAGGAUGAAUAUCGAGCUUUUGAACAUGUAGCCAGGAGAAAGCGGAUGAUGGAAGAGCCACAAUUGAAAAAGAAAAGAAAUUUGAGAAUAGCCGAUCAAGAAUCAGUAGAUGUGGAAUAUGAAUGGAGAGAUUUUGAGCAAGGGAAAAAAGAUAAGAUAAUAAGAGAGCUGCAAGAAGUUGAACAUGAUAUUGCGACUAUAGAUAAUAUGUUGGCAGGGAAGAAGAUGGAGAAGAGGAAUCGGGAGUCAAAAGUAAGAGCCUUUGAGUCUCAAAUUCAGAAAAAGAUAUUAAAGAAGCUUAAAGUAUACAAAUGCAGCACUUGUGCCAGAACCUUCUCAACUUUUCAAGCGUUAGGAGGUCAUAGAUCUAGCCAUACCAAACAUAAGAAACCUCAAGCUAUUGAACCAUCCUAUGCUACAAAAGUAAAAGAGUAUGCCACUCCUACUGGUCAGGUUGCUGAAUCGAGUGAAGAUAGUCAGACUUUUGGUGCUAUAGAAUCACUGUCAUUACGAGAAGAAGCAAAUCAGACUCGGACUAGUAGUAAAGUACUUGACUUUGAUCUCAACGAGCCUUUCUUCAUGGAAGACUAA